AUGUUUUCUGGAGCCAUAUUCAUCAAGGUGGCCUUGGGAUUGGACCUUUACCUGGCAAUUUUCAUCCUCUUGGCUCUUACUGCCAUUUAUUCCAUCACUGCAUUUGCCGAAGUUGGAGGUUACGAGAGUUUCACGGAAAAGUACAUGAAUGCCAUCCCAUCCAUAGUUGAAGGGGACAACCUGACAAUCGACGCCAGGUGCUACACUCCUCAGGCGGACUCCUUCCACAUUUUCCAAGAUCCUGUCUCUGGGGACAUUCCAUGGCCAGGAAUGAUAUUGGGAAUAUUCAUUACAUCUCUGUGGUACUGGUGCACAGAUCAGUUGUGGGCUGUGCCUGUUUCAGCCUCACGGAGCUCACCUCUGAAUCCUUCCUCAGAUAAGGUGGCCUGCAUCGUGCCUUCUGAGUGUGUGAAACAGUGCGGCGUUGAAGUUGGCUGCAGUAACUAUGCCUACCCAACGUUGGUGCUGGAACUGCUGCCGGCAGGGCUGAGAGGCCUGAUGCUGUCGGUCAUGCUGGCCUCCCUCAUGAGCUCACUGACCUCCAUCUUCAACAGCGCCAGCACCCUCUUCACCAUGGACAUCUACACCAAGGUGCGGAAGCAGGCGUCGGAGAAAGAGCUUCUGAUAGCAGGACGGAUAUUUUUCCUCGUAGUAACUGUCGUCAGCAUCAUGUGGGUUCCACUAGUACAGGUAUUUCGAAAUGGACAGCUGAUCCACUACUCAGAAUCAAUGGCUAGUUACCUCGGGCCUCCAAUUGCAGCUGUCUUCCUGCUGGCCGUCUUCUGUAAAAGAGUCAACGAGCAGGGAGCAUUCUGGGGUCUAAUCAUUGGAUUUGUGAUGGGCCUUAUUCGUAUGAUCGCAGAGUUUACCUACGGAACAGGGAGUUGCUUGGCUGCCAGUGACUGUCCCAAGAUUUUGUGUGGCGUGCACUACCUGUACUUUGCCAUCAUUCUCUUCUUUGUGACCACACUUGCCGUCCUGGGAAUUUCCCUCUUAACAAAACCCAUUCCUGACGUACACAAGACAGGACCCAAGCUGACCAAGGAGGAGGAGCAAGCCCUGAGGCAGAAGCUGACUGACACGUCUGAGAGGCCCCUGUGGAAGACCAUAGUGGACGCCAAUGCCAUCCUCCUCCUGGCCGUAGUGGUCUUUACUUAUAGCUAUUUUGCCUGA
Molecule: messenger RNA, 1173 nt
Organism: Propithecus coquereli (Coquerel's sifaka)
Lineage: Eukaryota; Metazoa; Chordata; Mammalia; Primates; Indriidae
Product: sodium/glucose cotransporter 1-like
Exons: 7
Coding region: 1-1173 (390 amino acids)
Biological process (GO): transmembrane transport; sodium ion transport
Cellular component (GO): plasma membrane
Molecular function (GO): D-glucose:sodium symporter activity
Source: RefSeq, a predicted model, not a curated record